AUGUCGAACAUUCCUCCACAUUACUCUGACCGCUAUGUAGGCCAACGGUUCAACAAAGCGCUUCAUAUCGUACAGCAUUUGUCUCCGUCAUCCAGUUUUCAACCCACCAAAGAACAAAAACUAGAAUUAUAUGCAUUAUAUAAACAAGCUGCACAGGGUAAUGUCAACACGCAACGACCAGGCAUAUUUGACGUUGUUGGACGAGCGAAAUGGGACGCUUGGAAAAAAAUGGAAGGGCUUAAUAGUUUGGAAGCAAAACAUCGCUAUGUGGAGGUUUUAUUGCGCGUUGCUGUUGAGGUUAAUUAG
Molecule: messenger RNA, 306 nt
Organism: Zychaea mexicana
Lineage: Eukaryota; Fungi; Mucoromycota; Mucoromycetes; Mucorales; Lichtheimiaceae
Product: acyl-CoA-binding protein
Exons: 3
Coding region: 1-306 (101 amino acids)
Biological process (GO): fatty acid metabolic process
Molecular function (GO): fatty-acyl-CoA binding
Source: RefSeq, a predicted model, not a curated record